Argentina anserina (silverweed cinquefoil) is the source of this 735-nucleotide messenger RNA. RefSeq lists its product as uncharacterized. The record is from RefSeq and is a predicted model, not a curated record. The coding region runs from base 26 to 703 and encodes 225 amino acids. Lineage: Eukaryota; Viridiplantae; Streptophyta; Magnoliopsida; Rosales; Rosaceae. The transcript is spliced from 2 exons.
GUCGGAGCUGAGAUCCUUCGUAGCCAUGGCGGCCCCACUUGCGCGGAGAACAAUUUUUUCAUCUUCUCUUUUCCGGCGAUCAAGGCUCCAUGAUUCGUCUCUAACGGCGGUCACCGUCGGCCGCGGCGUCUCUGAAUCCAGGCGGCAAUCGUCGUCGAGUAACAAAUCCGAGAAGCCGGAGAAGAAGAAGCCACUGGACCGUUUGUCGACGGUUAUAGACGCCGUUAACGAGCGCAAACUCCCUCCUGACCUUCGCGGUCAGCGCAACACAGUCAGGUCGGAGACUGAUAUAAUCAACGUGGUGGAGCAAAGAAUAUGGCAUUCAAUGGAAGAAGGGCAAUUUGAGAAUCUACCAGGGAAAGGGAAACCUCUAGACCUGAGUAGCAACCCUCACGCAGACCCAGCAGAUGAUACAUUGUACAGAAUCCUCUCCAAGAAUGGUUGUGCGCCGCGGUGGGUGGAGCUGAACAAAGAGAUCAGGAGUCAGGCGGCGGAAUGGAGGAGAGCUCUGAAGAAGGCUUGGGAGAAGAGAAAUGGUGAUGGGGGUCAGGAGAAAUGGAGGGAGACUUCUGAGGCCUUGAAGGUGCAGAUGAAGCAGAUUAAUAACAAGGUGUUGGAGUAUAAUCUGAUAGUUCCUUUCGGGCGCCAAAUGUUUGGAAUCAAGUGGGAGAAGGAGAUGGGACGAGUGGAAAUGAAAGAGUGAUAUUGCUUUUCUAGACUAGAGAAGAUAGUAGA